Rodentolepis nana is the source of this 957-nucleotide messenger RNA. NCBI's taxonomy places the organism in Eukaryota, Metazoa, Platyhelminthes, Cestoda, Cyclophyllidea, Hymenolepididae. The record is from the annotation of a GenBank genome assembly.
AUGACAGAUAUCCAAGUACAACUGGAUAAUAUUGUGCCAGCAAAUGCAAGUAUAUGGCAGAGCGUCAUCGCACUUGACUCUUCCUAUCUUCGCAAAAGGGCUACUACUUCAUCUCAUUUAAAUUUCACGAAAUGGAAUACUUACUUACGUCGAAGAUAUCAAUUGUCACAAAAUUCAUCUUCAAAAUGGCCAGUCGACCGUUCAGAAUAUCUGAUCAUCCGUAAAAAUCUUCUCAAUCAGAAAUACGGACCGGUUUCUUCGCCUGAGUCAAACACGGGUGCAAUUACUCUACCAAGUGAACCAACACCAUAUAACAUAUUGCUUCUUGACAGACAACGUUAUCGUUCGCUUUCUCGCGUUUCUACACUUUCCUCCACCUCUCAGAUGCCAAUACCCGAUAUAUCCCUUCCAAAAAGUGAGAAUAUGGCACCGAUUAGCACUGGCUAUGCAUUUGCGGGCAUUGAAACCAUCUUUGAUCAUCACAAAGAUUCUAUCACUCGAAUUCGUUUUGCCCAUAAUGAUUCCCAUCUACUAGCCAUAGCUUCAGCCGAUGGAACUGCCUCAAUUUGUCAUAUCGCCAAAUCCGAUCCAUCCGCCAUCAAAACCCCCUUCUCACAUCGUAUCGAUUACCUCAAACCACCUCAGGUCCUUCCAACCGCUGCAAAAAAUCCAAAUCGAUAUCAUCUUCCUGCAGCUAUCAUGGAUGUGGCUUGGUCUGUGGGGAAUGACUUUGUAGCCACAGUAAGCUUGGAUGCUUCUCUUUGUCUCUGGGAUGUCAAUCGACAGGGUAUUCUGGCUAGACAUCUUCGUGAUGUUGCUACACCUGGUGGAAGUCUUAUGGUCUGCGAAUUUCAUCCUACAAAUAAUAACUAUUUGAUUCUCGGAGAUACUAUGGGACUGGUACAGGUAGGGAACAUGCGUUUUAGUCCUGUAGCUGAUAUUCUUGUUGAGGCUUGA